AGAUGACGCGCCUGUGCAAGGCGACACAGGUCACCGUGGUGAACGGGCAGCUCCCAGGGCCAACCAUUGAGAUCACAGAAGGAGACACGGUGACUGUUCAUGUCAUCAACAGGUCACCUUACAACAUGACAAUCCACUGAUAAAAUAGAGGAUAGUCUGGAGGAGUGAGCAUUCGGGUUACUCGACAUGUUCGGGUCGGGUAAUUUGAGGUUUCAAAAGUUCGGAUUGCUCAAAUCGCUACCCAAGAUGUACCAUGGGAGAACAGUACCUGAAGUUUCAGUACCCGAAAUGUCGGGUUCGGGUGUCAAGAAAAUUUGAGAGAGGAACGAGAACAAGAACCCGAUGAACAAGAACAAAUCCAAGAGAAAGGAAAAUUUGAGAAGAAAAAUUAGGAGAACAGGCAUGGAGUGAAGCAGUUUCGUAACUGCUGGGCUGAUGGGGUGCCAAUGCUCACCCAAUGCCCUAUCCUGCCGAACAAAAAUUUCACCUACCAGUUCAAUGUCGUUGGGCAGGAAGGCACCCUGUGGUGGCAUGCUCACGUCCCCGGACUACGGGCAACUGUCCAUGGCGCAUUCAUUAUUCGGCCAAGGCAUGGAGCUGAGUCAUAUCCAUUUCCUCAGCCUCAUAAGGAGAUCCCAGUUAUUAUAGGGGACUGGUGGGAGAAGGACCUUGCAGAGAUGGCCAGGAAUAUGACGAAGAGCAUCUUUCUGUCUUAUGCUAGUGCAUCCACAAUCAAUGGCUUGGUCGGAGAUCUCUUCAAUUGCUCAGGUGUUCCGAAAGAAGGCUAUGUUCUGGACGUGGAGCCUGGCAAGACCUACCUGCUACGAAUAAUCAAUGCGGGCCUCUUCUCUGAGUUCUAUCUCAAGAUUGCUGGGCACAAGUUCAUGGUGGUUGCUGCCGACGCGAACUACGUCAGCCCCUUCACUACAGAUGUGAUCGCAAUCGCAGCUGGCGAGACAGUGGAUGCGCUGUUGCUGGCCGAUGCACCCCCUGGCCGGUACUACAUGGUCGCCCUACCCAACCAGGCACCAUUGCCUGACACCCAGACUACGGAGUACACGACAAGGGGGAUGGUGCGGUAUAAGGUCAGCCACAGCGCCGGAAAUGGCACAACUAUACUGAGGUCGAGCCGGGGUGCAGAAGAAGAACAAGGAGGAUAUUCGUCAGGUGAUGCGCCGAUGGUUCCUAAGAUGCCUGAUAUACAUGACACAAUUACGUCGUUCUAUUUCCACAGCAACCUGACCAGCCUGCGCCACCAUGGGCACUCUCUGGUCCAGCAGAGAGUCGACGAGCGCCUGUACGUCGUGCUUAGCCUCGGCACCAUCUGCAAGAAAGGCCAGUUCUGUAAGAGGGGUGACAGUGACGAGAACCUCCUAGUGGCCACGAUGAACAAUGCUUCCUUCCAGCACCCCACAGCGAUACCGACACUACUAGAAGCACACUACUACCACACCGGCCUCAUCAAUGGCACGACACAAGAACUUCCGAAGAGGCCACCAUUAUUGUUCAACUUCACCGAUGAAGCCUUAAUCCCGUUUGGACCCAAAGAGAUGCGGCUAGAGCCGACUUACAAGGCGACAUUGGUCCGGCGGUUCCGACACGGCGCCGUGGUGGAGAUAGUCUUUCAGAGCACGGCGAUGCUACAGGGUGACUCCAAUCCAAUGCACCUACACGGGUACGACAUGUUGGUGCUUGCAGAAGGGCUUGGUAACUAUGAUCCGGUGAAGGACGUGGCAAGGUACAACCUAGUGAAUCCACCAGUGAAGAACACUGUGCUAGCCCCGAAUCGUGGGUGGAUCGCCGUCCGAUUUGUUGCUAAUAAUCCAGGUGUUUGGUUCAUGCACUGCCACUAUGAGUUUCAUCUUUCGAUGGGCAUGGCGGCAGUGUUCAUAGUAGAGAAUGGGCCAACAAUGGACACAUCUCUCCUUCCACCACCUGUGAACUUUCCAACUUGUAGCCAUGACAAUAGUCUCAUCCAAACUAUAUGAAAAGUGAAAUCUAGCUAAUAAAUGGAGCAAGUACAAAGAUAACUCCGACCACUUGUUUUAAAAUAUGUCAUUAUGAAUAAUGAAGGUGCGGUAUGAGAUAAAAUGUAUCCGUAUUAUUUAUGUUAACAAAUCGAACCUGGUUUGCAGCAGAUGAAUUAUCCUGCAUCUGUAUGAUUUGAACAUAUUACGAUUUACUUGUGGUUGAAUCA
Messenger RNA from Setaria italica (foxtail millet), 2197 nucleotides. Its product is annotated as laccase-15. Lineage: Eukaryota; Viridiplantae; Streptophyta; Magnoliopsida; Poales; Poaceae. Gene Ontology annotation, biological process: lignin catabolic process. The coding region runs from base 447 to 1988 and encodes 513 amino acids. The transcript is spliced from 6 exons. The record is from RefSeq and is a predicted model, not a curated record. Gene Ontology annotation, cellular component: apoplast. Gene Ontology annotation, molecular function: hydroquinone:oxygen oxidoreductase activity; copper ion binding.